Messenger RNA from Urocitellus parryii (Arctic ground squirrel), 3817 nucleotides. RefSeq names its product solute carrier organic anion transporter family member 2A1 (gene Slco2a1). Gene Ontology annotation, biological process: sodium-independent organic anion transport; transmembrane transport; prostaglandin transport. Gene Ontology annotation, cellular component: basolateral plasma membrane. The record is from RefSeq and is a predicted model, not a curated record. Gene Ontology annotation, molecular function: prostaglandin transmembrane transporter activity; protein binding. Lineage: Eukaryota; Metazoa; Chordata; Mammalia; Rodentia; Sciuridae.
AUGGGGCUCUUGCCCAACCCCGGCGCGCGCCAGGGCAGCAGCGCCUCCUCGGGCGGAGCCGGCCGCUGUCCCCGCUCCGUCUUUGGCAACAUUAAGGUGUUCGUGCUCUGCCACGGCCUCCUGCAGCUCUGCCAGCUCCUGUACAGUGCCUACUUCAAGAGCAGCCUCACCACCAUUGAGAAGCGCUUUGGACUCUCCAGUUCUUCCUCGGGUCUCAUUUCCAGUUUGAACGAGAUCAGCAAUGCCAUCCUCAUCAUCUUCGUCAGCUACUUUGGCAGCCGGGUGCACCGACCUCGACUGAUUGGCAUUGGGGGUCUCCUCCUGGCUGCUGGUGCCUUCGUCCUCACCCUGCCACACUUCCUCUCGGAGCCCUACCAGUACACCUCGGUCAGCGUCGGGAACAGCAGCAGCUUCCAAGAUGAUCUCUGUCAGAAGCACUGGAAGGACCUGCCCCCUACUAAGUGCCAAAGCACCAUGCAGGACACUCGGAAGGAGACCAGCAGCAUGUGGAGCCUGAUGGUGAUGGCCCAGCUGCUGGCCGGCAUUGGGACGGUGCCCAUUCAGCCUUUUGGGAUCUCCUAUGUGGAUGACUUUGCAGAACCCAACAACUCACCCCUGUAUAUCUCCAUCUUGUUUGCCAUCGCUGUAUUUGGACCAGCUUUCGGGUACCUGCUGGGCUCGGUCAUGCUGCAGAUCUUUGUGGAUUACGGCAGGGUUGACACAGCUGCAGUUAACUUGAGCCCAGGUGACCCUCGAUGGAUUGGAGCCUGGUGGCUGGGCCUGCUCAUUUCUUCAGGCUUCUUGGUUCUCACCUCUUUCCCCUUCUUUUUCUUUCCUCGAACAAUGUCCACAGGAAAAGAGAGGUCUCCUGCCAUAGUCGAUGAGGCGAGGAAGUUGGAAGAAGCCAAGUCUAGAGGCUCCCUCAUGGAUUUCAUUAAACGGUUCCCCCGCAUCUUCAUGAGGCUCCUGAUGAACCCGCUCUUCAUGCUCGUGGUCCUGGCCCAGUGCACCUUCUCCUCCGUCAUCGCCGGACUUUCCACGUUCCUCAACAAGUUCCUGGAGAAGCAGUAUGGCGCCUCCGCGGCCUAUGCCAACUUUCUCAUUGGUGCCGUAAACCUCCCUGCGGCCGCCUUAGGGAUGCUGUUUGGAGGAAUCCUCAUGAAGCGUUUUGUUUUCUCUCUGCAAACCAUCCCCCGUGUGGCUGCCACCAUCAUCACCAUCUCCAUGAUCCUCUGUGCCCCUCUCUUCUUCAUGGGAUGCUCCACCCCCACUGUGGCCGAGGUCUACCCCCCUAGCACAUCAAGUUCUAUACGUCCGCAGCCUCUGGCCUGCCGCAGGGACUGCUCGUGCCCGGAUUCCAUCUUCCAUCCUGUCUGCGGAGACAAUGGGAUUGAGUACAUCUCUCCUUGCCAUGCCGGCUGCAGCGGCAUCAACAUGAGCUCUGUAGGCUCCAAGCAAGUGAUCUAUUUGAACUGCAGCUGCGUGACCGGGGGAUCUGCUUCAGCAAAGACGGGGUCGUGCCCGAUCCCCUGCGCCCACUUCCUGCUCCCGACCAUCUUCCUCAUCUCCUUUGUGGCCCUGAUAGCCUGCAUCUCCCACAACCCCCUCUACAUGAUGGUUCUGCGUGUGGUGAACCAGGAAGAAAAGUCAUUUGCCAUCGGGGUGCAGUUCUUGCUGAUGCGCUUGCUGGCCUGGCUGCCGUCUCCAGCCCUCUAUGGCCUCACCAUUGACUACUCCUGCAUCCGGUGGAACUACCAGUGCUCAGGGAGGCGAGGGGCCUGUGCCUACUAUGACAACGAUGCUCUCCGGGACAGCUACCUGGGCCUGCAGGUGGGCUACAAGGCACUGGGCACGCUGCUGCUCUUCUUCAUCAGCUGGAGGGUAAAGAAGAACAGGGAGUACAAUGUGCAGGAGAAGGCUGCGGGCCUUGUCUGACCUUCGGCUCCCCCCGGACCACCGCCCUCUUCCACAGUGGACCCUGCCUCCUCCUCCACCCCUGCCUGCCUUUACUAAUGUUAACAGAUCUUUGCCUUUUUGUUUUUUUAAAUAAGAAAGAAAACACCAGCCACUAUUUGCCUUCCCUGUGUCCUCCUCCCAAAGCCUCUCCCAUGGCUUCUAAGAGCUGACAUAUACACCUGGGCUGGGUAGGACCACCAGGUAGGCACAGAGAUGGAGGAUCCAUUCUCCCCCUGGUUCCCUGGAAGGAGCCCCCACAUGCCCAGGUUCUCCUUAGCCAUGGGUCCUCCAACCAGGAUGCCCACUUAGGCAGUCCCUGCCCCUCACCAGCCCUGGGGGGGUGGGGUGUGCCUAAGCCAUCUGACUCUCCUCUGACUGCCCACACCCCCACAGAGAAGCAGAAUGGAAGGAAGGAGAGAGUGGCUGAGUUAUUCAUAACCCGAGUUAGGCUAGGGGAGGGGGAAGCUAUAACCUCCUCCACAUCUGGAUUCAGCAUAGUAUAGAACCAGCAGGGGCUGGCUCCCUUUAUCCUCACUUCCUGCCACAGAGGUCAUUUGGGAGGCUGCCAUGUUGGGAAGCACCAUCCCUCUCCAGUGCCCGCACUCUGGCACCAGAGCAGGCAGAAGACGCCUUGAGGAUGGGUCCUCCCAGUGCUGCUCAUAUUGAACCCUUUGUGUCCCUGGACCUGCAUUGUGUUUAUCUCUGUCUUCCUGGGGUUACAUUUCAAGCAAAGAAAGUCACAUACGCUGAAGGCCUGAAAUGUCACAGUCUCGAUCUCAGAGUGGGGACGAGAUUCCCCUCAUCUCAGAGUAACAGGAAGGCCCUCCCUACACUUGCCUGGGAGGAGAAGAAGGGGUUUCACAUGGACUUCCCCAUCUGGACUUCAGCCCGUGGCCGAGGAGUGGAGAGAGAGGCUCUGAGAUGGCAGCACGGCCAAGUAAUAGAGCAGAGUGGAUGUCAACGGUCACCCCACCUGAAUGGCAAGCUGCAGGCACAAAACCGAAGCAGGCAAAGUUGACUUCCCUGGUUUCAGACCUGCUUAUAAUCCUCCACAUCCUCUCAGCCUCUUCUCGCUCACUCCAGAGGAGCGAGCACCCUCGGUGGGCCUGGGCUGGGAGACGCUGCUGCUACGUGAUGGAGGUCAGAGGUAGAGGCCAACGGAGGAGGCCUUCAUGGAUUACUCUAUUUAUUGGAGACCGAUGUUGUGCUGGGAAGUGCCAGUAUAUGGUUCUCCAGGGAGCUUGCCUCAGAUCUUACCUCACCUCCCUCCAUGUACACCAGGGCCUUCUCCCAGAGUGUGUGCUUCAUGGGCAGUGUGGACAAUGCAUGGAGGGGACACACAUGCUUGUCAAGAACAGCAAGUACCCAAGAUCGGUAAGAAGGAUACUGACAUGACCAUUGGUGCCAUCCACGGCCCCUCCAGACUGACUCUGCACCUUGUCCUUUGUGUGAUGGAGAACCGGCUCACUGUGUCCCCUAGAGCAGCUGGGCAUUGGUCAUUGCCGUGCAUGACCUUUGGUGCUGCUCCUCUUGGAAGACCCCCCUUCCAGCAGCAUAGUGGAAGCCACCUUUGGAAAGGUCUCAAGUCAGCAGUUUGUGUCAGUGGCCCAACUGCUGUGAGACUCAUGUCUUCUGGAAGCCACUAUGACAGACAGCCCUCUUUCCAAAGCCACCAGCCUUAUUUCCACAGAUCUCACUCAGGAAAGGAGGCUCCAGGCCACCUCAGGGGCCAGUUUCAGCAUUUGCAAUGAUUCUGCUUGGGAAAACGGUUUCCUCCGACUAACCCUGGUCUUUCUCGCUACAAUUUAACCAAAUUCCCAAGGUGCUGCCUUCACCUGAGCUCAUGAACAAUGAAUGUCAA